Molecule: messenger RNA, 6338 nt
Organism: Cyprinus carpio (common carp)
Lineage: Eukaryota; Metazoa; Chordata; Actinopteri; Cypriniformes; Cyprinidae
Product: zinc finger and BTB domain-containing protein 41
Exons: 8
Coding region: 1115-4060 (981 amino acids)
Biological process (GO): positive regulation of reciprocal meiotic recombination
Cellular component (GO): nucleus
Molecular function (GO): recombination hotspot binding; histone H3K36 methyltransferase activity; histone H3K4 methyltransferase activity
Source: RefSeq, a predicted model, not a curated record
AUCUAUCUAAAUUGUUCAUGAAGAUUGGGAAGUGGUUAUAGCUAAGUGCAACGGUCAGACUCAACUUUUCUUUUUCAUUACCUUUUCAGUUAGCCUUUGUUUAGAAAGUUCAGCGUACAUGGAGCAGAGUUAGAGUGGAACUAAGGAAAGCUUGUUUGAUUAACUAGAACAUGAUUUCAGGACAGGCAUUUAGCAAGCAGGAAAGGAUUUUCUAUGACACCGGAAAGGCUAGCAUCAUCUAGCUGUGUAAGCAAUGGAAGAAUAAGAAAAAUGAUGAUGAAUAAUGAUGCAUUAUACUGAAAAAAAGGACUGCGAGAAAGGAAUCCCACAUCUAAACCCAUAGAGAUGUAAACAUGUCUAAACCUGCACGUGUUCAGCAGCGGACAUUUUAUUACAAGUAAAACAUGGUAUCAACUAAACUAUAUUAAUAAACAGCUCGAUCAGGUUGAUUUCCAUACAGUAUUACGAAGAAUUGUGCGAGUCAAUAUAUGAUGUUAUAAUGCGUUUUGUUCGCUGGUGUUAAAUUUUAAAUGUUAUUCAUAUUUUAACACCUUCAACUGAUAGGAAGCUCACUUUAACCUAAACCACGCCCCUCAUUCAACACAUUGCUAAGUGCAACCGUUGCACUUUGUAUUUAUGUUUAGCGUAGUGUGAAAUAGUGCAGAUAUUUAAUAUGAGUUUUUGCGCUUUAACAGUCUGAAAAGUAAUACCAUUAAUUUCAAACCAACAAUUUAGACACACACGUCGUCCACUGUGAUUGGCUUUCUCGAGUGACUUCACUAACGCUCCCCUCCUGCAGAUGGCAGCCUCUACAUUCUAGUCAGGCAUUCUUUACCGGAAGUAUCGGAUGGACAGUGGCUCACCUUAUUUCUUCUGUAUGCUCAUGCAACUUGAUUUGAGCUUUAUUAUAGCCAGACUCGUGACAAAACAGUUUUAACCCUGGAGGCAGUUACCAUCACGCAGUAUACAGUUGUAGUUUAUUAUCAUAAUAGACUGUCGUUGAGCAAUUAACAAACCCGGCAUGAUCAGAGACUGAUUGUUGCAUUGCUGAACAGAAGGUGCUUUCAAAUGCUCGACGAAGACUUCUAGCUUUUCAUAUUUCUCUUCAGGCACCAUGUCAGAGUUUACCCUCGAUAUCCAGCUGACAGAGUUGGGCUUUUCAAACUGGAAUUUCCCUGUGUGUGAGCCACAGAGCGUUAAAGAGAACUUUUUGCCGACCCAGAAUGGCACUGACAAGCCAGCACCAGAGACUGAACCGUCCACAGACUGUCAUGAAGAUGCCUGCGUUGUUGCGAGCUCAUCGGCUGACAAGAGCUUUCUACAGGAUCAUCAAUACUACACUCCCUUCAAAGAUGACUCUUCAAGUAACGGAGAAACAGCUCAAAGCAAUUCCAGAAUCAGUUCCUCAGAGAAGAAGGAUAAAGUCAUUUGCAAUGCGUGGAAAAGAGGAAGAAGGAGAGAAGGGACAGAACAGAGAAAUGAUGAUGAUGAUGAUGGUGAUGAUGAAGAGCAAAAUGAAAAAGAGGGAACGAGAAAUAAUGACAAUGAACAGAAAUGUUCAGAAGUGAGCCAGGAAGCCUCCGGUCCCACAAUAGAUGACGCUGUGUCUGGUGAAGAAAGGACAGAUGAGGAUGCAGAAUUAGUUUUGACUGAUGAUGAGGAUGAUGAUGUUGAGGAGGAGGAGGAGGAGAUAGAAGAAGAGGAGGAAGAUAAUGUUGUGGAGGACAAGGAUGAGGAAGAAGAAGAUGAUGUUUCGUGGUCAGAGACAAAUGGAUCAGGAGAGAAUGAAGAGAAUCGCUGCCAUGUAUGUGAUCUCAUGUUCUCCUCUCUCUUCUUACUCCGAGAACAUUUAAACAUGCAUACGGGUGUUCGCCCCUACCGCUGCGAUGAAUGCGGCAAGCAGUUCUGCCAAUUAGUCAAUUACCGCACGCACCUUCGCUCCCACUCCCAGAAGGCCUCCAUCCACUGUCGUGUUUGCUCAACCAUCUUUGAGACCGAGGAACAGCUCCAGCAGCACUUGGACACCAACCAUUUUGAGAAGGAGUUCUAUCAGUGUGAUUUUUGCAAGCAGAUUUUCACUGACCUUGAUUUGUGCAAGGGCCACGUCGAAGCACACAGGCAACAGGCGAAGCGACAUUUGUGCCUCAAAUGUGGAGCUAGUUUUCGCCUUCGCAGCUCGCUGCUCCGUCACCUGGAAUGGCACAGCAGAGGCAUCUUCUCCUGCUCGGACUGUGAGCGGAGCUUCUCCAGCAAGGCUUCUUUGUUACGCCACAGUUUCUCUCACUUAGGCGUCUUACCGUAUACGUGUCUGAAGUGCAAACGUCAUUUCCGUUUGCCUUCUCUCUACCACAACCACGAGUGUAAGCCAGAUAACAUCCAGUGCAUGGCGUGUUUGGUUUUCUUUCAGAGUCAGGAGGACUUUGAUAAGCAUAAGAAGGACACAGGAUGCUGGGGUCAUCAAGGAGCUUUGCCUACCAAGACAGACGAGAUCCGCUGCAUGGAAUGUGGCCAAGUCUUUGCAAGCAUUGAGGAAUUAAAGAAGCACGGAAGCACUCACCAGAGGGUCCUAAAAUGUGCUGAAUGUGGGAUGGGUUUCCGCUCGUCACUCAUGCUUAUGUCACACAUGGGAGGGCAUGCGGGACAGCGGCCGUGUUUCUGCCAGGACUGUGGCCUGGGCUUCCCACAUCAACAGGGUUAUGACAGCCAUCUGAAGACAUGUGGAGUGGUGACACCACCAGUGGCUGCUGUGAAAAAACCCAAACCAAAAGCAACUCCCUCUUCACAAAUAAUAAAACAAAUUACUCCUAACAUAUUCAUCCAAACUGUUGCUCAGGGCUCAGCACCUGCCACAUUCCACAGUAGCUUGAAGGAAGUCCACAUGGUUCCAUUUGGUGACAAGAAUAAGCCUGCUGAUGGUAGGUGGAAGUUCACUUUAAAUAAAGAGCCUCCUCCAGGUAUGCCUUUAGUCAUGCUUCUGCCAGUUCCCACUACACAGUUCUCAACUACCUCAGUUCCUACCAAGAGCUCCCAAAACUUUCUACCAUCCUCUUUGGUCUUAGAAACAUCUGCUCCACGUGUCGUUUCCAUGCCGGUGAUCCCGUCUGGCAAAGAGGUAGAGAAAGACACUGUAGAGCCCAGCAGAACCAACAUUCCUUCAAACACACUCAUUCCUGUGCAAAGUCAUGACAGUAUCUCUCAGAAGAGGUGGACCGUUUUAGAAGACCAGGGUUCUGUUCAAGUGUUUGCUACAGAAAAUGUAAAGGCAGGGGAACAGGCUGCAGGUGUGGCAGUAGCAAAUCAGGGAAUGAACGUUACUGCUCAAGUAGAAGUAGAGAAUAAGCAGGAAACUCAAUCAAAUUUGAAGCCUAAUGCACUGGUUGAUGAAAAAACAGUUCCAGGGAGUUCAUCAGAAAAUGCAUCUCUCAGUCCCACCUGCCCCAUGAAACCAUUAUGUCUAAUAAAGUUCACGGAGGAGAAGAAUGGUGGUGGUGACAACAUCAAGAAAAGCUCUUCAGAUUUGAAGGAACUUGACUCCUCGCCUGUAAUGGCAGGAGUAGAAGUUUUAAAGAGAAAACCGGAAAAGCAAAUGCUGGAUUCUUCACAAACAGGCUCUCAUGAUUUAGUCUCUUGUUCUUCAGAAAUUACUUACCAGAAAAAGGCCAGUGAAGAUGAAAGAUUAUUCAAAGAAGAUGUGUCAUCUGACAGGAUGUGUGCAGAGUCACAAAUUGAAUAUACUGUGACGGGGGACAAAUCAGAAAACUGUCCGCAGGGGCAAAACGAAUCUGGUUUUGAUGUAGAGGUUGAAGUUAAUGAAGAUGUGGAAUCGAGCAGCAUGGAAGUGGAGAUUGGGGAUGAAGACAGCGGAGUGGAUAUGUUGGAAGGUGAGCUCCAUGAAUGUGUGACCUGUGGACAAGUCCUUCCUGAAAAGGGUAUGAUCCAGCACUACAUGAAGCAUGCGGCCGACACCGACAGUCCUGAGAACUGUGCCUCUCACACUACAGAACGAUCCCCUACAUGUAGUCCAUCAAGAAAAAGACUACGAUCUGGCACAGAGUUGUGACCCUUAGUUCAAGAGUAUUUCAGUUUUUUAAUUACUAUUAUUUUAAAUUGAUUUGCAGUUAUUGAUAUAACACAGACUUUACUUCCAUUCCGUUUACUUGGAAAACAGGGGUCACUGUCCUUUUUACCAGAUUGAAAUUUGGGAAAGAUUGGUGUUUGUUUAAACCAAGUGUGUUUUGAAUGUGUUCCACUUUUGACUUUUCUUUCACAGUAUCUUUCUGUUUACAUUGUCUUCUAGAUACAAUAAAUGUAGAUUGGAAAUUGGGAAAAACCCUUUCUUUUUGUUUUAUGUAUAUUCAGAUUUAGCUUUUAGUUUAAGACGAUUGUGACUUUGUGUACUAAAAAUAAAAGUUUUCUUUUUUUCAAAAUAAGCAAAUAUUUUAAGCCACAUAAGUGGCACCACUACAGCAAUUUUCAGUGCCAUUUCAAUAAAAUAUAAGAUACUAGGAAUAUCAGCAAAACAAUAACAUAUUAGAAGAAAUUAAUUUAAAAAAAAAAGUGCAUUUCUUUAUCUCACAGAUGUUGGAUAUAAUGAACCAUGUCUGUUUACUGAAUGUAUAAGCAUUUGCUCAUAAAGUUUCAUUUUUUUUUUGGUCAGGAGGUGUUAAGAACAGAAACCAUUUGUUAAGGGAAGAUGUGAGCUGGCUACAAUUCCUUUUUUUUUUUUUUUUUUUUGUAUUACAGAAAUGUGUUUCGGUACAUCUGACACUUCUUUCUUUAACUAUUGGGUGUAUGCAAAAUAAUUCAGCUUGGCUCGUCAUAUCAUAGAAUCAUGAUAUCAUACUGUUUUGGUGAUUCAUUGGAAUUAAUAUUGUACUGGUAAAAACAGAGCUUAAUGUGAAAUUCAGUUUUUCUUAAAUAAAAAAUUAAGGUCAUAUUUGUUAUUGAGAACACUGAUCGUUAUUACUCAAAGUGAAAUUUUUGGAUAAUCGACAGUGCUGUAUAUAUCAAGUCUUUGACCCAUAAAGGUCUCAUAAAUAUUAAUUUGAGAGGCGCACAGAGGCUACUACACUAACUUCCAUGACUCAUAAAGGGAAACUUUAAACCGAGUAGGCGGAAGCAGGUUAACCGAUGAGGAGCAUCUUCAUUAAAUGUUGACGUGAAUCGCUGCAUAGCACUUCAUUGAUGAAAGAUGACACAGGAAAUGACAAAGAAAAGCUUUCUGAUAUUUUUUUCCAUCUAUCUGUUGGCUAUGGUCAGUGCUCUGGAAGACAAAGACUCGUGUUAUGGAGUGGGUUCUGGCACUAUCGCGGGUAUUAUAUUCGCUGAUGUUGCAGUGACGAUCCUCAUUGUUACUACCACAUACUGGUACGCCAGCAAGCGCAGACAAAAGAAAGAAAACGCUGAUGAAGUCUACAUGAAUGUCAGAGCAAACUGCAAAACAUGAAGAUCUUUGGAAGACUGACAUGAACAAUGGAAGACUUACUGACAUUUAAUACCAUAAGACAUGAUAUGAUCGUAGAUGAUGAUUUAGAUUUAAAAUUUCUAGCUGGCUCUGCACACUUAAAACCGUGUUCAUAUUAUAGUUGCUUUGUAAAAAAGACAAAAUUACCAUAUUUAUGUCAUCGCACUGAAACCUUUAAAAAUAAUUAUAUUAUUGCUUAAUCAAAGUAUGCAAAUAAUGGAACUCUGUUUAGCACGUUAUCAACAGCAAUAAAUGAAGUAAAAAAAAAAAAGAAACACUGACACCUAGUGGAUAAUUCCUGCUACUAUUUUCUUCAUCUAGAGCAUAGGUGCCCAAACCUUUAAACUGGAUUGAGGGGUCAUGGGCAAAAAAAAAUAAAUGUUUUAUUAUACCCAAUUAUACAAUAUUAAAGUGUAUUAAAUUAGAUUUUUGUUUGAGAUAAUUACAUUAUUUUACAUUAUUUUCAAUGCAAAAAAAUAUAAUACAAAUUAAAUAAAAAUAAAACAAAAUAAAUUAGAAAUUAAAUUUCAAUGUCUUUUUUUUUUUUUUUCUGGUAUGUCGGGCCAAACAGCGGAUGCUGGUUUUGACAACUGUGCCCUAGAAAAUCUUCUUUCUCUCUUUUUAUUUAAAAAAAGUGUGCAGUUAUGCAUUAUGAUUCUACACAGAUACACGCAGAUGUCAGAGAUGUCUCUCAGUUUGUUUGCAACAGGUUUAUUAGGUAAUUAGUAAGAUGUUAUUAUUUGAGUAUAUGGCUGUAUAGCUUAAUAAGCAAAAAGCGAGCGUUCAUAUAUCCUGCUGCACUGUUUGGCAUACAAAAUGUUUACGUUUCUAUGCAUAUGAUUUACUAUUAAUAAAUCUCAGAUCUUCAUCAAAA